GAAACACACAGGCAGCGUGAGCAAGGGAGGAAGCAUCGUCUCAGAUCGGCCAACUGAGUGAUCAUGUGGACAUUGGUGCUCCUCCUCACAAUAGGAAUAGUGGAUUUGGGUAUUGGCCAACACUACAGCCAGAUCCAGUGGCUGUCCCACCUGCGCAGGCGACAAUGGCACGCUGGCUUGCAGGCUGAGGAUGCAGAUUGCCCCCUGGAGUGUAACUGCCCCUCAGUCUACCCCACAGCCAUGUACUGUCAUAGCCGCAACCUUCAGCAUGUUCCCUAUGUCCCCUCGCAUAUAAAAUAUGUCUACCUGCAGCAUAACCAGAUCACAGGCAUCCAGGAUGGGGUGUUUGACAACGCUACUGACUUGGUCUGGAUUGUGCUAUUUCACAACAAGCUCAGCUCAGACAAAAUUGGCAAGAACGUCUUCAGCAAGCUCAAGAACUUGGAUCGGCUCCUCUUGGAUCACAAUGACCUAACACACGUGCCUCCUAACUUGCCCACUUCAAUCACAGACCUGCGACUUGGGCACAACAAGAUAUCAAAAGUCCUUGCCAGCUCAUUCAAGGGGAUGGCAAACCUCACCACCCUUCAUCUCCAAGCAAAUGCCAUAGAAGACGUUGGAGGUGUGUUCAAGGGGUUCAAGUCUCUGACAAUGCUGGAUAUCAGGAAAAACAAGCUAAGGAAAAUCCCUGACAACCUCCCUGUGAGGGUGCAGCAGCUGUACCUGGAAUUUAAUAAUAUAGAAAGCAUUCCAGCAGAUUUUCUCACCAUGUAUCCCAAACUGCAGUUUGUCCGCUUAGCUCAUAACAAGCUGACUAAUAAAGGACUUCCUUCCAAUGUCUUCAAUAUCAGCACGUUGGUCGAGCUUGACCUGUCCUUCAAUAAACUGGAAAAGAUCCCUGUUGUCAGUAUGAACCUGGAGAACCUUUACUUGCAAGGCAAUACGAUUAAAGAGUUCUCCCUGAGCAGUUUCUGCAGUGCUGUUGACAUGUCAAACUUCUCCAGGCUGAAGAUGCUCCGUCUCGAAGCUAAUGAGAUCAGUGCCAAAGACAUUCCUGCUGAAGCCGCCUACUGUUUGCGGCAUGUUGCUUUCAUUGAUGUGUAGAGGUUUCCGAAAUGUCUUUAUCUGCAACACAUGCCAUGCUAUUAUGCUUCAUUAUAUUUUCCUUAUAUUACUCACUCUCCUCUCCAUUAAAACAUGAUUGCAUAAUGUUUGUUUAACCUGUUAUGAAAGCUGUUAGCAUUACUGAAAUUAUAAAACUUAUCCAAAAGGAAAUACCAUAGUUAUACAAUCACAUAUCCGGGUGGCAGACAUGUGGAUGACAAAGAGUGAAGAGAUCUGGUCUAACGAGUUGCAUCCGCUUAACUAAUUAAUU
Messenger RNA from Neolamprologus brichardi, 1375 nucleotides. RefSeq names its product fibromodulin b (gene fmodb). Gene Ontology annotation, molecular function: protein binding. The record is from RefSeq and is a predicted model, not a curated record. NCBI's taxonomy places the organism in Eukaryota, Metazoa, Chordata, Actinopteri, Cichliformes, Cichlidae.